ACGCAAAGAGUGCUUUGCUGCUGGGCACCCAUCCCAGCACAACUCGCUCUGAUUCUCUCCCUGUCGCUUUAUUAAUUGCAGCACAGGGCCCCUUCAUGCGCAGCCGAAGGCAUAUUAGCUUCAACCCAUUUCAAACUCCUUGUUUUCACUGCUCCAUCCACACACAAUCUCGUGGAUGGGUGCAAUCUCGUCGCCCGCUUUUGAACUGCGCACUGGUAGAGGACCGGUGGAGGAGACGAUAGUGUGAAGAUCUAUGCUUGCAAUUUCAAGCUGUUGGUCUGGCAUCUAGUGAACACCAUUUUGUUGUUGUCAUGUUUUAUUGAGCAUUUAACUUCGCAUUGAGCUUAUUCUCGACCAUUUUGAGGCGGAGAGUAUGUUUUAGCUGUGGAGUUACGUGACGCACGAGCUGUUGAGCUGCCGUGCUUUAUCUGUCUCAUGACCACCUCCUUGCUGGGUUCUGAUUGAAAGGUUUGGGAGGGGGUAUAAGAAACGGAGUUGUUGGUCCCCUUCGCUGCACUGCAACUUUUUUCAACUGGAGUGUUGUAGUGACCCGCAUUUUUUAUAGCAUGGAAUGGUUGAACUGAAGCUUCUGCUCUCGGAGCGGCAAAGCCAUUGUAGUGUCAUGUCGCAAUAAAGCUCGAGCCCUGGACCACAUUGGAUGUAUGGGUUGUAGGAUCCGAUAGUUUAGAACCCUCUCUGCACGCAUUAGGCUAGUACGAUGUGGUGAUCUUAAUAUCACCUUCUUUUAGUGCAACAGGUUGUGACUACCAGAUUUUACGCACGUACUUUUUUCGGUCUCAUGUGACACACUAGUGAGUCGAGAUGACAUCUGACGCAGUAGAGUAGCUGUAUUUAUGAAUACAUUGUAGUCCUUAGUCCUUGAGCUGUUAUUUAUUUUCUCUUUCGGUUCCAACGCGGGUUAAUCCCUUUCUGCAUUUGGUAUCUCUCUCGAAUGUAGUGGCCUGAACACCUAUCUUCUCGACAUUUGAGUCCACGAAGGUGAUUUUCCAAUGUGGCGAAGAAGAUGCUUCUGGUGAAAGUCUGACUAAAACUGUAGCAAUGCUGGUACUGUAAACAGCCUUUCUGGCACGGAUUGUGCUCAAGAUCCGGCCAUAGGAACAGACCAGUGCGAAUUUGUGUGUGCGUAACUUCGGAGGGGUUGUAACAUAAGUCCUGCGAAGCUUUUCGUUUGUCUUGUUGUGGAUGUUUCUAGUCAGGGUUUCUUAUUAAAGAGAUUAUGGCGACUCUGACCCCAGGGAUAUUGCUGGAGCUUCUGAAACUCAUAAACUCGGACCUAAAGGCUACCGGAGAACAUCGAUCUGCGCUCUUGCAGGUGAUCUCCAUAGUCCCAGCUCUUGCCGGUGGUGAGCUGUGGCCGAACCAAGGAUUCUAUAUUAAAGUCUCAGACUCGUCUCAUGCGACGUACGUAUCUCUUGGUGAGGAGCAUGAUGAUCUGAUUCUGAGUGAUAAAAUUCAGCUGGGACAGUUCAUUCACGUGGAUAGACUUGAGGCUGGGUCACCCGUGCCAAUCCUCCGCGGGGUAAGACCUCUUCCUGGACGACAUCAAUGUGUUGGGAAUCCAGAAGACCUCGUCGCUGCUGUCGUCUCUACAUCGUUAAGUUCCGAUGGCUCUGUCCAACCUGAUCUUUUUCAACCCGAUCUACGCACAUCGGACACAAUAGAUAAGUUCGAUCCUUCUUCAGCUGAGAGCAUAGCAGGUAAGAACGCAGAGAGGUCAAAUGGCUCACUGAAUGGUCUCAUUGGGAGGUCAUCGUCGUCGUCGUCAAACAGGUCUCACAGGUUCCACGACGUCGAGGUGGCCGUGGAGAAGACGAUUGAUAUUUCAUCUAAUGACUUUGGCACACAGCUGAGCGAAAGGUUGGCUCGCGGUGCGAUGUCGAGGAAUUCGUCCUUCAAGCCACAGUACUCCACCGAAUCUGUAAGAUCGACCAACCCACAGGAGGAAGUGAGACCACUUUCCAUGUCCACAUUGAGGCAAGACAAACCCAAGGCAUACGUAGAUUGCACCUCAGUUCAGAAGGAGGUGAACAAAACCACCUCUCCUACGAGAUCUCCGUCCAUUAUGAGUUCCCUGUUUACCGAUAGACGAUCACCCGCCUCUUUGUUCACCAGGAGUGUGGUGGCGUGUCCCGAAGACCGUAUCAUUCCUUACAGGGAGACUCCUGUGACGUCCAAUCGAGCGAAGCAAGUAUCUCCCAUCACCAAGAGAUCUGUCAGUACUGGUAGAGUGGUGAAUGGCAUUGAUGCCACCAAGAGACGAGGAUCGCUUGGGUGUGCUGGUCGAGCUGCAGAGCCCGUCAAUGUAGCUGCGAAGAGUAUACGGAAGAGCUGGGAGAGCGCGGCUGCGAAAAACGGGAAAGAUCAUCCUCAGCCUAAGUCCUCUAUCAAGGAUGUCAAGGCUACGCUGUGGUCUUCGCUUUCGGGUUCGAGGAAUAAGCUCGUGGACAGCAAUGGAAACACCUCUUUGGAUAGGGGUUCACCUUCUCCUCAUCAUGUUCGACUAGGAAAACUCAAUGUCAAAGCGGAUAGCAACGGCUGUGCAGUUACACCGGGGUCUCCCACACAUUCCACCACAAGUUCAAUAUUUUGUAAUGACAUCGAGGUGACAAAUAUCCAGGGACUCACGAGCAGCAACUGCUGGGAAUCGCUUCCAGGAAACUUGGCACAGUUUGGCGCGGAAGCUUUGCAAUCUCGGGAGGCUGCCGCUUUGGCAGCUGUCGAAGCUCUUCAGGAAGCUUCAGCAGCAGAGAGCGUCCUUCGAAGUCUAAGCAUGUUUGCGGAAUUGUGUUCGGUGGCGCGGGCCGACCAUCCUCAGCCCUCAGUGGAGCAAUUCCUGAGCUUGUCACAGUCCCUUAAGUCUGCUAUGGCUGUAUCUGAUGCCUUGUCCGUAUCUCGGAGCUCUUCCUCAGAGACGGCCUCCCCGCCAGAGGAUGCCAACGAGGCUUCGAACGAUAAAGCGCAAAUACUGAUGGAAAAGUCUCGAAGUGCCGCAAGUUGGGUUAAUGCUGCACUGACCUCAGACUUGGCCUCAUUUUCAGUUCAGAGCAGGCAAUCUGGUUCAGGUUCGCUGCGAAACGCUCUCAAAAGAUCUAGCAGUGCGCAGUUGCAGGUCAUGUUGGACAAGGGCCCAAGCACCGUGCCCAGAGGGAGGAGUUCCUCGCCUUCUCUGAGCAGCAGGACUCCAUCGUCUCCGAAGACCCGCGCUGCUCUGGCAACCUUGACAAACGAAAGGAAGACUGCUGCAGAAUUGAGAUCCCAGUCUCCAGUCCCUGGGCUCACAUCCUCCCGACGAAGCAACACAAUCAGUAGAAUCGCGCUAGGGAAGAGUUCCAAAGCAUCCAGCAAGGUGACCCCAGAAGCACAACCAGCGGAGCAGACGAACCCUCCAACUGCUACACCCUUAGCGGCACCAACCCCUGCGACGCCUCCGCCCGUCUGGGUGAGGGGUAAAGGAGUCGCAGAAACUGCUGCGCUGGCCAAGCAGGUGGAGAGCGAAGCCCAGGGCUGGUUUCUUAACUUCAUGGAGGAUGCUCUUGAUGUCGGUUUCCACGUAGCCACUUCAGGCAGUGACGAUAGAGAAGACAUGUAUGGUGCCAAGGUCAUGAGCCAGCAGGAAAACAGCCACAUCGCCACUAUGUUGUCACAAUUAAAGCGUGUCAAUGAUUGGUUGGAUCAGGUCGGCGACGGCUUGGAUACCAAGCUGAUCGACACCAAAGCUAGGCUGAAACGCAAAAUCUAUGAUUUUCUGCUCCAGCACGUCGAGUCAGCUGCUGCGGCUCUAGGCAACGUCUCCUCCGUCACCAUUUUCUCCAAACCCCAAGUCGUCAAUUGAAAUCCAGCCAUAUAUUUGGAAUGUUCUUCAUAGCAUCGUCAGAAAAGGAACAAGUGCUUCUAUACCUGUCUUACAGGGAGUGGGAGGAUCGACUGUAGGUGGGAUCUUCCCAUCUGGGUACGCCUUGUGGGAUUGUAUCAAGAAGUGUAUGUCAGAAGCAGUGGGACGCUAAGAAAAACUUUUAAAACGGUGUUAUCCGAGAAGCUGACAAGCACUGAGGACAUUCAGAGUGAAGCUGGUAACGGGAAAGGUUAUCAUGCCGACCUCUGUGGUGCCAACCGCGCGACAAAUAUUCAAUCAAAGGUUUAGUGGAGUAGACAGGGAUUAGUUACGAUCUUCAAUUCUUGUUUACGGCAAAGUGAGCAUCGCCAGCCUCACGCGACCGUUGUACAAUACAGUCAAGUCAAUGGAUUCGGUUGUCUUUUCUCCAUGAAACGUUGGAACAACAUAGAGAUCUCCACGGCCGAGAGAAAUCUAGUUCACGCGACGCUUUUGCCUGAUGGAAAGCUGACACCGCAUCACCACUGGACGAGUUGGUCUCCGCGGUCCGUUGUGCCAAACAGUGGAAAAAAAUGCGGGUACAUCCUUCCAAAAUACUCUACUUUCCACUGUCAACCAUCAUCAUCAUGCCACUUUCUCUCCAUCGAUGCGUCCGACUGGGCAAUCUACGGAAUGUUCGUGUGCAGCUGCUUGCUACGAGCACUUUCGACUCUAUUCCAUGUAGUGACAACCGUGAACUGGCAAGCUGGGCGUUAUUCUAGGGCGGUCACUAGACGAGAACUGCGGGCCCCUUCCCCUCCGAGUCGUUCACUAAGCUGUGUUGCACAGCGUUGCAACUCUGAGAGUUUUAGGAUUCAGGAUUCACGAUUUCGGUGUAGCUGCGGACGUGGUCGCAGUCGGUGCCACUAGAGUUGACUAGAGUGGCCUGGGACGGCAUUGGUUCAUGAAGUUUGGAUUCCUGUGCCCAGCUCGUCGUCAUUCCUGCCAUUUUUUAAAACUAAAAAUUGAAGAAGAGUAAAAAUGAACAGCAAUGGUGUUCCUGUCAAACUACUGCCAUGCCUUGAAGGAAGAACUGCUGACAGUAUUUUUGCAUGUGUAUUUCGGCAUGUUAUGUGACGUGGAAUUUCUUUUCCUUUUCUAUCACUUUUUGACAAUGGAGAAAAAGUACCUUUCAAAA
Molecule: messenger RNA, 5030 nt
Organism: Physcomitrium patens
Lineage: Eukaryota; Viridiplantae; Streptophyta; Bryopsida; Funariales; Funariaceae
Product: protein CORTICAL MICROTUBULE DISORDERING 2
Source: RefSeq, a predicted model, not a curated record